AUGGCGCAGACCGACGAAGGAAGACCGGCCGCGGAGCCUCCAGCGCCUCCAUCUAGCUUACCCACCCAAAUGAACAGAGAGCCAUCGCAACAGGAACUCGAAGUCGCCCAGCAGCUUAUUGAGCAUUCUCAAGGCGUACCCAGUCAUCAACCGGCGCGCGAAUCUCAUGCUUUUGCUGCUGUGAACUCCGAGUACGCUCAGCGUGGCGAAAGCGAACAGCGGGAGGAUGGUGUGCAGGAGGCACAUCACGAUCUUGGAGAGAGUUUGCGAGCCUACAAUAUGGGUCAGAGGUACCCUAGUCCGUCGAGUGUCCAGCUUCCCCAGCCAGAGGCUCAACAGCGGCCGCCGCCACCUGCGACUACGCCGGGUGGACAGAUGUGCAGCAACUGCGGCACGAUUCAUACACCAUUAUGGAGAAGAUCACCUACUGGCGCCGUGAUCUGCAACGCCUGUGGACUCUACUACAAGGCGCGGAACCAGAUGCGACCAGUCGCGUUGAAGCGCGGCAGUGCAGCUCCCGCCCAACAACCUGAAGGCCAGGCGCACGAUAGAAACACGCCGCCUAGCUCAGUCCAGGGUGGCGCAACUUACGUAUCGGUCGACCAAAGCACAGCUGGUACCUGUCCUGGCGGUGGCCGCUGCAACGGCACCGGAGGUCACGAAGGAUGCAGUGGCUGCCCUGCAUACAACAAUCGCAUCUCAAAGACAGCACAGUUCGCUCUCCAGCAGGCAGACGGAGGCGCCCAGACUGUGGGCAACGGCGCAACUCCACCUCAACAGGCAACACCGGCCCCUUCACAAGCCACGAAUGUGGUCAUCGCGUGUCAAAAUUGCGGCACUACCAUCACACCCCUCUGGCGACGAGACGAAGCUGGUCACACCAUCUGCAACGCAUGCGGUCUCUACCACAAACUCCACGGCUCCCACCGCCCCGUCGGCAUGAAGAAGGCAGAGAUCAAACGUCGAAAACGCGUCGUGCCAGCGAACGUACAGCAACAGCACAAUCCACAGAACAGUCCGUACCAGAGCGACAUGACAGAUGACGACCAAGCAUAUCCUUCAGACUCACAGUCAUCGAUACCGCAUUCAGCGCCUACAGCACAGAUGCACGACAACGCCCCCUAUCAGCGACCACCAUCCGGGCCCAUACCUGUCGACUUUACAGAUUCGUUUCGCGCUAUUAACGCCCCGCGACCUUAUCCGUCCGAGUCUGCAGUGCCGCGGAAACGUUCUUUCUCAGCCAGUGCUCCAGGCGGCGAAGACUACCCCUACCGCCAUGCGCAGAACAAACGGACCCCGCCGCGAGAUGAAAACAUUGAUCCCACCUUGAACGGAUCAUCAGCAGAGUCUAUGUCGAAAGAUGCGAAACGCGCCGAGCUCCAGCGAGAAGCCGAGGAGUAUCGGAGAAGGAUGGAGGAGACGCAGAGGCAGCUUGCUGAGCUUGGCGAUUAA
Molecule: messenger RNA, 1452 nt
Organism: Saxophila tyrrhenica
Lineage: Eukaryota; Fungi; Ascomycota; Dothideomycetes; Mycosphaerellales; Extremaceae
Gene: SFU1
Product: GATA type transcriptional activator of nitrogen-regulated proteins
Exons: 2
Coding region: 1-1452 (483 amino acids)
Biological process (GO): negative regulation of transcription by RNA polymerase II; positive regulation of transcription by RNA polymerase II
Molecular function (GO): DNA-binding transcription factor activity, RNA polymerase II-specific; RNA polymerase II cis-regulatory region sequence-specific DNA binding; zinc ion binding
Source: RefSeq, a predicted model, not a curated record